This is a messenger RNA of Papilio polytes (common Mormon), 2835 nucleotides long. RefSeq names its product Bardet-Biedl syndrome 5 protein homolog (gene BBS5). Bases 295 to 1323 code for a protein of 342 amino acids. Gene Ontology annotation, cellular component: ciliary basal body; BBSome. The record is from RefSeq and is a predicted model, not a curated record. Gene Ontology annotation, molecular function: phosphatidylinositol-3-phosphate binding. The transcript has 7 exons. Gene Ontology annotation, biological process: cilium assembly; intracellular transport. NCBI's taxonomy places the organism in Eukaryota, Metazoa, Arthropoda, Insecta, Lepidoptera, Papilionidae.
GGUCCCUUGAAUUCGCGGAAAUAGAGAAGUAAUCGCUACCCAUUUACAUCCGCAAUCUCAGAUACGUUUUUUAUAUUGAAUCCAAGACACGGAAAACAUUUCUCCUUCCUAUGCGUUCUCUCCUCUGCCAUAUUCAGGGAAGGGAAUUUCUGUGGUGUAGUACCUUAUGAGCUACUAACUUGCAUCGCUGACGUAAUAUUAAGCGUUACCAUGGUAACCUCCAACUAAACAUAACGAAAUCGCCCAGCGUGUGUAAAAUACGGUCUUUAUAACAGACUUUUUUACAUCUGAAACAUGCCAAAAAAGCAAACAUCUAUUGUUUGGCAGGAUCGGGAAGUGCUCUUCGAUCUACCAUUUUCGUAUUUGAGGCUGCGGCCUGGAGAGAAGAUUUUUGACAGAAUAGAACCAAUAGAGGAUACCAAAGGCAAUAGCGGGACUAAAGGCCGUAUGGUUGUUACAAAUUUAAGGAUCAUCUGGCAUUCUAUGAGCUCACCCAGGAUAAAUCUAUCAAUAGGAUUAAACAGCAUCAUAUCAACAAGUACAAGAACUGUGAACUCCGGUCUUCGAGGCACCACGCAAGCACUCCAUCUAUUUGCCAAUUACAACAAUAAUAAGUACGAAUUCAUCUUCACCAACCUUUCGCCCAACUGCGUCAGGCAUUACACCUCAGUUGUUGGAGUACAUAAAGCUUACGCAGGUUCAAAAUUAUAUCGUGAUUUGAAACUCAGGAGUUCCAUUAUACAGAACAAACAGUUGAAGAUGUUACCUCUUGAAAAGAUAUGUAUCCACGAGCACGGUGUGUGGAACCUGUCGAGUGAGUCCGGCAAUCUGGGCAGCCUGCGAGCCAGUAACGUGCGCGUCGUGUGGUGCGCGGACUUGAACGAUGCAUUUAAUAUCACCAUGCCCUACAUCACUAUUGAAAGAAUAUCGAUCCGCAACUCCAAGUUCGGGGAGGCUUUAGUAGUGGUGGUCCACGCGUGGUCUGGCGGCUACGUGCUCGGUUUUCGCACGGAGCCGUCUCGCCUGCGUCCAUUGCUCGCUGAGCUGCAGACACUGCAUCAGGCGUACAAUGAGAAACCAGUCUUCGGUGUGGAGAUGAACUGGGGGAGUGAGGCAGCAAAGCCAACUAACGACGAAAUUGAAGACUUAGUAGAGAUCGGCGAGCCGCGCGGGGAGAUGGGUCCACAACUGUACCUCGCAUCUCAGUUGGCACAAAACAAUGAAGAUGUCAUCCAGCCCGUGUACAGCACUUAUUUAGGCCUCGCUAUUGAACCAUUAAAGGACGGAUUCACGCUAAAAAGUCUGUUCGAAGUACAAACAUAGAUUAAUACAAUUAGGGUUUUUUUUACAUUUUUUAGUACGUACUGUUAAGAAUUUUAUUGUAUCUGUAAUGAUAAAAACGCUUGACGUAACAAUUUAUCAAAGCCCCUUAUGCCUUCAUAAGAGAAGUGAGCGCAAACAAAUACUCGUCUCGAGUGUUAUCUCAUAAAAGUAACGAGGCUGCGAAGCUCGCAGUCGGAGAUAAAAUAUUGUACAAUAUUCUAGACAUACUUAAAACGUAAUACAAAUAUCAAGGUUAAUUUUUACUUAGUUAUCUCGUGUCGCAAUAUUUGAAACUGCUUAAUUCUGCGACAGGUGAAUUUUUAUUCCACUGAAUAGUAGUUAGCAUGCCAGCUAUGGCACUGGAGACCAAAAAAAUGUCAUCAAGAUCAAUCACUGAUUGCACAAAUCUAUGCCAAUUAACAUAUACCUGUAAUUAGCACUUGCUUGUCGGCUACUAGUAUGUAUUCCUGUCUUAAGUAGUUAUAUAAUACUAAGUAAGGGUGUCCAAUUAAUAACUCUAAGGGCCUGUCCCACCAAAUACUAAAUUGUCAGAUAUCACAAUCCAAUGUGUUAAGUAUAUGAUGGAAAUGUCUUAUUUUGUUACCCUAUCUGACAGUGACGUCAUUGUUAAUCUGAGCCUCUAUCAGCCAGUAUUGGGACAGGCCUCAAGGCAGGUAAAAAAAUGAAUUAAAAUCAAUGAUUUAUUUUUAGAAUCCUAUUUAGUUCUGAUAUUAAUCUAGUAAGGUUAUAUCGUUAUAGUACCAGGGUUUCAUAAGCUGCCAAUAAGUUGGCGGGACAGAGAUCGGGGACGUAUGCGGACUAUUAACUGUAAGAGGCAGGGCGACGGUCCCUUAUGUUUAUGAACCUUUAUCCCGACCGUAUGUGUGGAUAUAUUAUAUUUGGAACAUAUUCCGAAUGGAUUUUUCCAUUGCGACGAAUGAAACAUUGCAUUUUUCUAGAAACAUUUGUUUAUAGUAAAAAGCUAACUGCAAAAACGCCAUUUUUUGUUGCACCUCAAUAACUGUUACAUACGACGUAAAUAUUGAGGGAAUAUAAAAUUCAUUUAACAUGUCUCAUAGCUUUAAACAUAACUUUAGUUUGAGUAAUACUUAUCGAAUUGUUCUAUCAGAUAAAGUUUUUUUCCAUUAUCGGAAAACAUUCAAGAUGUUUUGAGACGCGACAAAUAAAAUGUUUGAGUGCCUACAAAUAGGAAUCCCAAGAUAAGAAUAUUGCUAGAUUCAAAUCAUGUACAUAACAUAUUUAGUUAUGUAUAUUUUAUACAGAUUUCACUAAAAUAAGUCAGUGAUUGUAAUUAAAGAUAUUGGUAAUAGAAGACUGCAAAUGCGUUAUCUACCUUUAAACGAUAGAGAAUAUACUAAAAAGGAUACUUUCCUUUCCCACAUAUCCCGCCAAAUUCCUCUCCGCUUUCCAUCUUUCCCUUACUAGAAAAGAAUAAAUAAAAUGGCAACAGCUCUACUUGAUGGUACUUCUUUUAUUGUACAAUACAAAUAU